GUCAGGGCACACAUGCCUCAGCUGUGAGAGGCUCUGCUCCCUUUGGCUGGCCAGCAUCCCAGAGUGGAGGCAGAAAGAGAGAGGGAGAGAGACGGAGACAGAGAGGGCCGAGUGACAGAUACAGAGGUGGAGAGAAAGUUAAAGUGCAAAGUAGACUAGAAAGAAACGAGUGGUGGAGAAAGUUGUCUGUUAGAGAGGAAAAAGGAAUUUGGAAGUGACCUUUGUGCAGCGUGGCUCCUGCAGGUUGUUUUUCAGCAGUGUAUUUUUAUCCCCAGUGAGUGUGCAAGUGGUUUGUGUUUGGAGUUGACAGCCAUGGCGGAUUCAGGUGUGAAGCUGGAGCGGGCGGCCUUAACAGAGGUGCCUUAUGAUGAUGAGGAGGUGGCCCUGGUGGGUGCUGCCACCGAGCCGGCUGUAGAUGAUGAUGACCCUGCUGAGGAGGUGGACCUGGUGUUGGCCACCGGCCCUGGAGGCAAGAGUGAGGCACAGGUGAACGGGGUGAUGGUCCUGUCCCUGCUAGACAAGAUCAUCGGGGUGGUCGACCAGAUCCAACAGACCCAGAACGGGCUGGAGGCCCGGCAGGAGGCCAUGGAGAAGUCCGUGUCAGGCAUCCAGGGGGAGCUGGCUAAGCUGUCCAAGAGCCACAUCGGCACCGCCAACACUGUCAACAAAAUGCUGGAAAAGGUGCGCAAGGUCAGUGUCAACGUCAAGACGGUGCGGAGCAACCUGGAGAAGCAGGCGGGCCAGAUCAAGAAGCUGGAGAGCAACGAAAAUGAGCUCCUCAAGAGGCGCAACUUCAAAGUCCUCAUCUUCCAGGAUCACAUGAAGGCACCAAAAGCAUCCAAGUCGAAGGCUGCAGAGACCGUAACUGAAGGUGAAGCAGUGGAGGGCCUGGAGCAAAUUCCUGAGGAGGGAGGUGAGGAGCUCGCCGGCAUCCUCAAUUCAGACGAGGAGGUAGAGAUAGAGGAGAUCAUCGAGGAGUCUCGUGCCCAGCGCAUCAAGCGCACCAGCAAGGAGCGCGUGGACAACAUAAAGAAAGCCUUCUCCAAAGAAAAAAUGGAGAAGACCAAGCUCAAGACCAAGGAGAACCUGGAGAAGACCAGACAGAAAACCCGUGAGAACCUGGAGAAGACAAGACAGAAAACCCGCGACAACCUGGAGAAGACCAAGCACAGCCUGGAGAAGAAGAUGGGCAAGAUCAGCUCCCGCAUGACCCCCAACCAGGAGCGCAAGGCCAAGCUCAAGAGCUCCAAAGACAAGGUGAAGAAGUCCCUGACCCCUGACCACACCGUGUACGCUCGUUCCAAGUCGACCGUGUACCGCGUGCCCCCUUUCACCUUCCACGUGAAGAAGAUCCGAGAAGGGGAGGAGGAGGUGCUGGAAAACACGGAGAUGGUGGAAGUGGCCAAGACCGAGGGCUUGCCGGAAGGAGAGGAGGAUGGGCUGGGUGUGCACGUGGAGGUGGAGGAGGGGGAGCUGGUGAGCGUAGACAGCCCAGAGAUGGAGGCUCUCUUGGAAGUGACCGAGGACUCUCAGCUGGUCAUGGUGGAGACAGACCACGUAAAGAAGGCCCACAGCGAGUAGAGCGGUCCACACCGCUGUGAUCUCAGAAAGGAUGCAACGCAAAAAUGAAGAGAGGGAGGGCGUUUCCGUGAAUGAUUCUAAUCACAAGGACACAGUAUUAGUUAUAGGGACUUUCUGGACGUGAUCACAAUCUAUGACGUCUCUCUUUUGUGUUCUGUUUUCUUUUUAUCUUUCCCAACAGGGAUGACUUUUACUUUGUUAUUUGUUCCUCUUUAGCAUAGAAAUUUUGAAAAAAAAAGAGCUAGUUUUUGACAUGCUGCAGGAUGUUCCUCUUUAUUCCUGGUUUCUUUUCUUAGCUUUGUAGGUUUUCUGUGAGUGGCUGCUAUCAUUCAGAACAACAAUCAUCCUUGAUCUGGAGGUCUAGGGGUUUUGUUGUUUGUGGAUUUUGAUGUUUUUUAAAAUGGAGUGGCCACACGGAAAAGGUAUAAAUACUCUUUGCCAUGGUGAUGAAAUGUACAAUAUUUGCCAUGUAACAUAUACACACCCAUAAGUAUGGUAACAGGAGGUUGCAAGUGAAGUUUGUCUCAUUAUUGAAGGUUUGCAGUUAUGUGAUGUCCAUGUCUAAACGAAAUGAAUGAACAAGUGGGCAAGGUUUAGGCCCAGGAAAGACAUAAAGAGGAUUAAGGAGAUGAGGAGACAAAAGGGAAUGGACUUAGCGAGUGGCUGAUUCUUGACUGAAGAGUUUACAAAAAAAUAAAAAAAACAAACAAAACAAACAAAACAUUAGUCAGAUAUGCUGAAAGCAUUUUCAACUAUUUGACAUUAGAUCAUUAAGCUUUUUAAUGCCAGUGGGGGCUUGGCUUACUCAGCUAUUGUGCCAAAUGUUAAAAUGCCAUGUUUUUCGCAUAUUCAAGAUUGAAAUGUACAGCGGGUGCCAGAAGAGAGUAUAAUGUCAUGUAAUCUGAAACUGUAUCAUGGAAUGAAAGGUCUGCUUAUAUUUGUUGCUUUUUUUUUUAAUAUUCAGGUAAUCGAGGUUUUACAAACUCAACAACUCAUGAUUAAUAUAUGAAACUACUGUUGUGAAAUUCAUUUCAAGAAUAGUAUUGUCUUUUGCCAAAAAUUAGUAUUGUAUUUUUAAAAAUAGGAUCAUAAGGAACAUGAAAAAUCACCUCAUCAUUCUUCGAUUGAGGUUAAAGUUGUACUAUAUCAUUAUGUGGGGAAAUAACUCUCUCUUCUGAUCCGGGGUCCUCAUUUAGAGCUGCUCUCUAAUCUACGAUCCAUCCAAAAUUCAAUCAAAUGCCAAAGACCGAUGCCAAUGGAAUUUAGAAGUCAACCUUUGCUGAUGUGUUCUUUACUAUGCAUGCUUUAUAACGCUAGAAAAAACACACUUUGAAUGUUAUUUACUGUAAAAUGUUUGGCUGUAUAUUUACCAUGCCUCAUGCAAUGUACGUGGAAAAUGCUGUUAACCCCCACUGCUGCACAUAGGAGAGGAAGACUGACUGUGUCACCAUAAUCACACUCAUCAAGGUGCAUUUGCAGAUCCCCAUUCAAUUUCCCAGGCAGAAAAAGGACAGUGUGAAACCCCUGAAGCAUAUUUAAGUGCCGGAUGAUGGUUUGAUGACAUACUCCAUCACACAUGGAAAUGUAAAUGUCAUACUGAAUGGUAUAGAAUCGAAACAGCACACUGCCAGGUACUGGGAAACGGCAUGGCACUUUAAUAAAUGUCAGCGAGGGGGUGGGAUGACCAGAUCCAAAUCCUGUUUGAUGAGCUGUAAUCUUAUCUUAUGUACAUUCUCAGAAGAAACAGAAGUGAGAUCACACACAAAGCGUCGGUAGCGAGUCACAAAUCGGUGUUCCCGAAAGCCAAAUACUAAAACAUGUUCGUUUCUUAAUGCAUUAAAUGCAUUUAACCUGACUGGUCUGUGGGAAUCGUCCUUGUCUUUUUUAGGGUUAUAAAUAUAAAGGGAAAUGCAUCCGAUCGUCUCACUAUCCUCCACAAAUUUAAGGUUAUCAAUGUUCAGAAAAUGCUUACAGAGGCCUGAUAGCUCAGGGCAGGAAGUGGCUGAACAUAUGGCUUCCUUCUUUUCCCCCAGAGCCCAUUGCGACUGACCUUGAUGUAGUGCAGGCAGGCAGAAGCCCACUGUGGAGCAUUGGACACCAUUAGAAUAAUCAAUGGGCUGGGGAAUGUGAUUAAGGAGAGUGUUCCCUCUGAGCUCUGAGCAGGGAAGAGAGGAGACAACAGUAUGUGUGCGUGUGUGUGUGUGAAUGAGAUCCACAGUGUACACACCAAUGUGUACAAGAAGAAGGGAGCACCCACCCACAAAAAUAAUCCAAUCCCAUCUCCAAAUUUUAUUCAAAUGCGCUGGUGAAAGAGCGAAGCUGUCGAAAGCAACAGAAUAGUGUUGAAUAGAAGAGACAUUGUGGCAUCACGCCAGCUCAUUGUGUGUCAAAUUGUAACUGAAAAACAUGAAUUUGCAUGGCAUAUCAAAUGCUGCUUUUUCUUCACACACGGUUCCUGCUUAUUCAAACGUAAUUCAUCUGGCAGCCAGGGGAACGGUGUACAUUUUUCCCCAUUCCAAGAGGUUAAACCCGGCUAUUAAAGAAAUUAUAUAUAUUGACUGGCUGGAACUGCGGGGACAGAUCAAGCAAACCCCAUAUAAAAUAAAAGCAGUGUCAUUCUGUAAAAUGAUGAGCCACACUACUGCAAUGAGAUGUCCACAUAUCCAGAAAUAGAAAAUAUGACACAUAAUUGCUCUUGGUGUUACUAGUUCCUACUCAAACCUUGAGUUCAUUAUGAGGCCUCUUUUGAUGCCC
This is a messenger RNA of Myripristis murdjan (pinecone soldierfish), 4335 nucleotides long. RefSeq names its product caveolae associated protein 1a (gene cavin1a). The coding region runs from base 313 to 1581 and encodes 422 amino acids. Gene Ontology annotation, biological process: transcription initiation at RNA polymerase I promoter; termination of RNA polymerase I transcription. Gene Ontology annotation, cellular component: caveola; cytoplasm. The record is from RefSeq and is a predicted model, not a curated record. Gene Ontology annotation, molecular function: rRNA primary transcript binding. Lineage: Eukaryota; Metazoa; Chordata; Actinopteri; Holocentriformes; Holocentridae. The transcript has 2 exons.